AUGUCACGUAGCUUUUUUUCUCACCAGAAUCUCGAUGCACUGCGUCAGGAGAACACUUGGCUUCAUUUUCUACACAGUUUGCUAUGCACUGAGGAACAUUUAUAUUCUGUACUCGCAGAAGAAGUGGAUUCUCUGGCUGAUGUAGUUAAUCAACUAAUCGAGUACAACUCUUCCCGAUUAUACUCAUUCGGUUAUAUUCCUUCGCCUCAAACAUCCCAAAAGAACCUCAAAACCAGUUCUCACACUACUGGGGAACAGGAAUUUUUGGAAGACGAACAAGUUUCAGAUACUGAUGAAUUACUCGAAUUGGACAUCAUAGCUAGACAAGCGAUAGUUGAAUCAUUUAAUUCUAUAUUAUCAAAAUUAUUAAAAGGUAUGCAAUGA
Messenger RNA from Protopolystoma xenopodis, 384 nucleotides. Lineage: Eukaryota; Metazoa; Platyhelminthes; Monogenea; Polystomatidea; Polystomatidae. The record is from the annotation of a GenBank genome assembly.